This is a messenger RNA of Oppia nitens, 1268 nucleotides long. Its product is annotated as voltage-dependent anion-selective channel protein 2-like. Gene Ontology annotation, cellular component: mitochondrial outer membrane. The record is from RefSeq and is a predicted model, not a curated record. Gene Ontology annotation, biological process: monoatomic anion transmembrane transport. Bases 201 to 1049 code for a protein of 282 amino acids. The transcript has 5 exons. NCBI's taxonomy places the organism in Eukaryota, Metazoa, Arthropoda, Arachnida, Sarcoptiformes, Oppiidae. Gene Ontology annotation, molecular function: voltage-gated monoatomic anion channel activity.
AAUGUAAUGUAUUUUCUAUGAGAGAGAGAGAGAGAGAGAGAGAUAGUGUAAAGAGAUAGCCAUUUGGAGACCAUAUUAUUCACAUUGAAAGGACAGUCGUGUUAUAUAUACUAAUUGCUAACUGUGCUGUUGUUUGUUGCCAUUCAGUGCAUACAUACAUUGACUUUUCAAGUGCCGCCACCGCCAACUGAUCCCAACCAAUGGCUCCCCCGACUUACGGCGAUUUGGGCAAACAGGCCCGCGAUUUGUUCAGCAAAAACUAUCACUUCGGACUGAUUAAGUUGGACGUAAAGACUAAGACACCGGCCGGAGUCGAGUUUACCGUCAAUGGGACGUCCAAUAACGAUACGGGUCGGGUGAAUGCAUCGUUGGAAACGAAAUACUACUUCAGGGAUUGGGGUUUUACACUGAAAGAAAAGUGGAAUACCGAUAAUACAUUGGCCACGGAGUUGUCGCUCGAAGAUCAUCUGCUGAAGGGAUCAAAGUUGGCAUUGGCUGCCAAUUUUGCGCCGCAAAGCGGCAAAAAGGCCGGUACUAUCAAGUCGUCCUUGAAAGCCGACCAUUUCAAUGCCAAUGCCGACAUUGAUUUUGAUUAUGGCGGUGCACUUUUUCAUGGAUCAGCUGUCUUAGGUCACCAGGGAUGGUUGGCCGGCGCUCAGCUAUCGUUUGAUCCGCAAAACAGCAAACUGACCAAAACAAACUUUUCGGUCGGCUAUCAGGCCGGCGAUUUUGUUCUCCAUACCAAUGUUAACGAUGGCCAAGAGUUUACCGGUUCAGUCUACCAGAAAGUGAACAGUCAAUUGGAAAGCGGCAUCAACUUGGCCUGGACUUCGGGCAAUAAUACAACACGUUUCGGUUUGGGCUGCAUUUAUAAAUUAGACUCAGACUCUACUAUUAAAGCAAAAGUAAACAACGCGAGUCAAAUAGGACUGGCCUUUACUCACCGGCUCCGACCGGGUAUUGCACUAACAUUGGGCGCUAUGAUCGACGGCAAAAACUUCAAUCAAGGCGGCCAUAAGCUGGGAAUGGGCUUUGAUCUGGAGGCCUAAAAAUCAACAAACAACAGCUGAUGCACUCAUUUAGAUUAUAUAUAUAUAUAUAUUUGAUUAUAUAAUUACUAUAAUAGUUACCUGUCUUACCUCUACUACUACUAUCUAUCUAUAUUAGCUAAUAUUUCAAUUCAUUCAAUGAUUUUUAAAAGUUUAGACAUUAUAAAAAAAUAUAUAUAUAAACAUACAGUACAGCAACGAUUGAUAAUUAGUUUUUUU